AUGGCAAGUAACCAACAGCUGACCUUGGGUGCCCCGUCCGAGCUUGGGCUCCUAUGGGAAAGGGCUAUUGAAAGAUAUAUUCAAAUCACAGGGAACAAUCACAUCAUCGCAAUGAGACACUCGGCGAGUAUCGGCGGAGUAUUGACUGAGGUCGAGGAAAUGGAUAAAUUGUUCAAACAUAAGCGCUAUGGCGGCUCGAAGUUGACACGCUUCCAAACUCUUGUCAGUGGGAGUCUCGCACCCAUACAGAGAUUGGGCGGAAUUGCGGCCUACGCCUCCAGGGCUACUGCGAAAGACGUGUCCAAUGACUACGAUAAACUCACAGAAUUCUUCCAAGAUGUGGAAUCGUAUCUACAAGGGAUAGAGAUAUGGGAAACUCAGGUUCCAUCAGUACCGCAACUUGAGCAUGCGAUAAAUGCCGUGUUUGGCUCUGUUCUAAUACUUUGCGGGUUGUAUACCAGGUACAUCAGCAAGAAGCGUGUUGCGGUCCAGCGCGGCCGAGAUGUUGUGCAAAAUGCGACUCUUUCAACCGCUGGAAAAAUGAAGUUGGAUACUGAAGCAGUCCGGGUCGAUAUUCAGAAAACCACUUCUAUUAUGGAACGCCUAGAACGACCCCAAGAAAGAGACAAUACCCUCAAGUGGCUUUCUAGUCUUGAUUUCCACGAAUACCAACGAGAGACUGCUGCGAAACACCACGAAGGCACUGGCGAAUGGCUACUGAAUACAACCGAAUUUCAGGACUGGGUACAUGGCACGGAACACUCCACUAUGUGGUGUCCUGGGGAUCGUAUGGAUACCAAUCAACAUCUAUUGAAUGACUUGCUAACACCCUUAUUCAGCUGGCACUGGAAAGACUGUUAUGAUUUCUCCUCACUAACCAUAAACAGGUCGACGGCAAUCUGUUAUGUUGAAAAUAACACACCUGACUCGGAUAGAGCAAUUGCACAUGUGUAUUGCAAUUACAAGGACAGUAAAACUCAAUCUGUCUCCGAAAUUUGGUCCAGCAUUAUUCGCCAAUUUGCAGAGCAGUGCGAGCCUUUCCCAGUCGAGGUUCAAGCUUUCCGAGAUAAGUUCAUCAGUAAAAGAUCAUAUCCCACUGAAGACGACCUUUUAUCACUUGUUCGUCACCUAACAACAAUGUUCAAAAACUCCUUUGUCUUCAUUGAUGCUUUGGAUGAAUGUCCGGAACAGAACAGAGAGGACUUCAUUGAGUCGGCCAGGAAGGUUGGAUCUUCCAUUAGGCUAUUUUUAACUUCUCGCCAUAGUGUGACACUCGAUGGGAGGUUCUCAAACAUGAAACGAAUCGAGAUUGUUGCUCAUCAGGACGACAUUCGAGCGUAUUUAGAGCACAGGUUUGCCAUUGACGCAAAGCUUCGCCCGCUCUUACUCCGAGACCCAGGAUUGCGCAGUACAAUACUUGAAAAGCUCUUAGAGCAAGCUAAUGGCAUGUUCCUCCUAGCCCAUCUCCAGAUGGACCACCUCUGCAAUAAACGACGAUCUCUCGAUGUCCGCAAAGCUCUUGGUACACUCCCAAAGGAUGUGCAUCAAUUUUAUGAUGACUCUUUGCAGCGAAUAAAGAACUCAGGUGACGAAGAUAGGGAGUUCGCACUGCUUGUCCUAUCCUAUGUAUUUUGCGCUCGACGGCCAUUGUCCAAGGACGAGCUCAUCCAUGCCUUGAGCACCGAUCCCGGAGCUACUAAUCUGUUCAGUGAAGCAUUAUAUAGCAAGGUUCUCGUCUUCUCCAUUUCUUCGGGUCUCAUUCGGAUUGAUGACGAAAGUGGUUGCGUUCGCCUCACUCAUCAUACACUACAUGAACAUCUGCAUAAAUUUCACAAACCGCUUCUAACGGACCGUGAGAGAAAUCUUGCCAUGGCCUGCCUCACCUACAUUUCAUUUGAACCUUUUGCAGAUGGGCCUUGCAAUAAGGCUCGAGACUUGGUUGACCGGUUGAAUGAGUAUUGUUUCCUUGAGUAUUCAUGCCACCACUGGGCCGAACACGCAGCCAAUCAUAUGGAUGAUGAGAUGGCCCAGUUGAUAAUCAAUUUUUUGGAAGAAGAGAAUAAGCUUGGCACGUGUGUUCAAAUAUUACAUCUCCCUCGUCAUCGAAUUGGAGAAUGGCAUAAUAAGUUUCCGAGCGACUUCAAUAAACUGCACGCUACCGCAUAUUGGGGGCUGGACAAGAUCUUUGAAGUCCUCGUCGAAACAGAUGUGGACGUCGACUGUAGAGACAGCUACGGCACAACGCCGUUGCUCUUGUCAGCUAGGCACGGUCAUGCUGAAGUGGCGAGACGCUUGUUAGAGACAACAAUCCUUGUGGACCUAAGCAAUAAUCGUGGGGAGACAGCUUUGAUGCUGGCAGCCAGGAAUGGCCAUGAACCGGUCGUGAAACUUAUUCUGGAAAGAGGUGCAAGUGAUACGAUAGAAGAUGUUGAGGGCUGGACGGCGCUCCACUGGGCUAUCUUGGGUGGCCAUAAUGAUAUCAUCAAAAGACUUCUGCAAACAGCUACGCCGGACAAGUUGGACAAAUCCCAGCACAACAAAGCCUUGAUUUUGGCAGCAGAAACGGGCAGUCACAAAACAGUGGAGAUGCUCUUGGAUGAAGGAGCUGAUGUCGACUAUAAUGAUCCCCAACACAGUACGCCUCUUCACUGGGCAGUACCCCAAGGGCAUAUUGAGGCUUCUGAGGUCUUGUUGAGCCGAGGUGCGGAUCCGAACUCGAGAGAUCUCUAUGGUAAUACGGCAAUCCACUGGACAGUAUCUCACGCUGCUAUUGCAAAGUUACUCGCGGGCCAUGGAGCCGACGUGAAUGCGACUAAUGAUCAAGGGCAAAGCGCCCUCCUCUGGAGUGCACUCGCCGGGAAGGCGGACACAGUGGAGACGCUGCUCGAGCUUGGUGCCAAUAUCGAUAGGGGCGACGACUAUGGCUUCACGGCAUUGCACGCGGCGGCAUUGGGAGGACACGAUUACAUCGUCGACCUUCUGUUGGCACAAGGGGCAAAUGCCAACAAUCGUGACAUUGAUGGAUGGACACCUUUGGAUGCGUCAGUGUUGAAAGGGAAGGAAUCCCUUGUAAAAGUUCUGGUUGACUAUACGGACGACGGUCAUAAUAUAUCCUCCCAGUUCAGGGAACGACUGAAGGACGAUGGCAUGCGUGCUAUGAUGGAGGAGAUGGCUGAUAGAAAGUCCGUCGGAAGUACUGUCGUCAGUGGCCUUUGUUCGGUCAUCAACAGCGAUUAUGACAUGCGGCUACUCGCGCUGAUCGAGACUGGUGCUGAUAUCAACGCCCAAGACGAGUUGUGUGGGUCUAUGCCACUGACCUACGCAGCGGACUUUGGGAGAGAUGAGGUCGUUCGCUUGCUCCUCGAACACGGUGCACACAUUGACAUUCGCGAGCAGAGUGGCCGCACCGCGCUUCACCACGCGGCUUGCUCAGGCUAUCAUGAAAUGGUGGCAGACCUUAUUGAGAGAGGGGCAACGGUCGAUAUCAAAGUGUUUGGAUGGACAGCUAUGCUCCUUGCCGCAAGAGCAUGGUACGCCUAUAUUGCUGUCUACCUCGUCGAGCACGGCGCAGACCUGGGAGCCCAAGAUUUUCAUGGACGCACCGCUUUGCAGUGGAGCUGCAUCCAUGGCGACAGAAGUUUUGUAAAGGAGCUCAUCAAACUUGGUGCCGACGUCGAUGCUCAGGACCGUUAUGGGCAAACUGCGCUACAUUGGGCUGCGGCUGGUGGUCAUUCGACCCUUGUAACAAUGCUGUUGCGUCACAACGCAAACACUACGCGGCAGGCACUUGAUGGAACAACAGCGCUUCAUCUAGCGGCUUAUACGGGGCAGGUUGAUACUGUGACUAGCUUUCUCAGAGCGGAAGAAAGACACAGGCGACGAUCCGAGCGUGGAACAACGCCAGUAGCCUCAGACACUCGUGGUAUGAGCGUGGAUACUGAUGGAUUCACUGCACUCGAGAUGGCAGAACUUAGGGGAAAUCUCAAGGUGGCGCAGAUCCUCAAACAGCACUAUAUGCGUGAAAAUGUUUCGAACGACAGCUCUAGUCUUUCUAGUGGCGCACAUUUGGCCAGUAGCCCACAGAAGGCACCCGUAUCCAAAGCGCCACCACUGCAUCUGGCUGCCGACAAGGAGCACGACUACUUGGGCGGCGCUGGUUUCGCUGGGGCCCUAGGGAGAAGAAUACUUGGUACUGACGCACGCCAGUGGCUAAAAGACGAGCGAGCUCGCGUUAACUCUUCCCCUAGUAUUAUCGGGGAAAUCGUGAUACCUAUUAGAAACAAAUUACCACUACCGGCUGAGAUCACUAUAUAG
Messenger RNA from Clonostachys solani, 4314 nucleotides. NCBI's taxonomy places the organism in Eukaryota, Fungi, Ascomycota, Sordariomycetes, Hypocreales, Bionectriaceae. The record is from the annotation of a GenBank genome assembly.